ACGAAAUUAGGUCAAUUUUGAACAGCCGCCGCAAUUCGAAAUGUGAUGUUUACGUUUGGAUCAGCCGUAAAAUUAUAGCUUCCAGUUCAAUUAAAACACACGCGUUUCAUGGUUGUUUUAGAUUCGAAAGUUAAGGAAUUCAGGACCAAGUGGCCAACAGAUUUGGCCUCCUGAGAGAUUCAGAAGAAAAAGAAAAAGAUGGCGGAUUCCUUGUGCAGUACGAGCGCUAGUUGUAGCAUGGAAACUUUGGCUGAGUCAAGGGAAGAGAGGAGGAGUUUGGAAGAAAAGCGAUUUGUUAUUAUUAAUAACUGCUGUGAAAGGCAUCCAAAACUUUUGGGAGCUGUGAAGCAAUAUGGCCUUCCCAUCUUCUACUCAGAGAGUGGCAUGGAUUUUGCCAGGGAUGCAGACUAUGACACAGUGUUUGUAACAGACAAUUUCAAUGACGGAACCUACUUUAGGCUGAGGGGAGAGGAAGUCAGAAUUGCAGGACCACCUGUGGUUAUUUCAAGUGCUUCUAAAAAGGAGCACAUCCCCUUCAGCUCCCGCCCUCUGUACUGCACCUCCAUGCAAAACCUCAUUAUGUGUUUUACUGGUUUUAAACAGAAGGCAGAACUGUCUAAGAUGGCAGACUACGUGCACCACAUGGGGGGCAGUAUAAGAAAGGACUUCAGCACCAGAGUGACGCAUCUGGUUGCCAACUGCACUGGAGGAGAAAAAUACAGGGCAGCGGUCAGUCUGGGCACUCCAAUCAUGAGCAGUCAGUGGGUCCAGAAGGCAUGGGAGGCCAGAGAUGACCUGGAGUUCUCUGCCACUGAGGAAAGAAUGAUGGAGUACAGGAUGAAACCAUUUGACAACUGUUGUCUUGGUUUUCUGGGGUUUCCUGCUGAGGAGCAGAGACACAUGGAAGAAGUCACAGUUGCCAAUGGUGGUCGCCACGUCCCCGCUGGAGACUCUGACUGCACCCAUCUGGUGAUAGACCACAGUAUCAGCAGUAAGGACGACGUCCCCUUUGAGACGCACCACAAGCUGAACAUGGUGACAGGAGAGUGGUUUUGGGCCAGUAUACAGAUGGAAGCAUGUGCUGAGGAAACCAUGUACCAGUUUGAGAAGAUUGAGAAGACGCCUUCGUCGGCAUUCAACACUCCCAGCUCCGGUUCACGUAUGAGGAAACGUAAGCGUCUGAAGGACACCCUGACGCAGCUGGCCUCAGACGGGGAGCUGGACUCUCCUAUCAUGUAUCACAAACGACGCUCCAGCGAACACAUGCUGUCGCUGAGUGCAUCGCUCAUUGAUGUUACGCCAGACAUAGCCACUCCCCUAGGUUUGGAGACUGCCACCCCCGGGGCCCCCACUGCCAAUAUCAGCAAGAGGAAGCAAGUGAUUAUGGAGUUGCUUCAGACAGAGAACAACUACGUCGCCAUACUGGACACUGUGCUGACUAUCUUCAAAGAAGGAAUAGAGAAUCCUAACCAGCCGGGAGGACCCCUGCUGCCACCUACAGAUGUGAAGCUCAUCUUUGGCACCAUCCCCUCCAUAUUUCAAAUCCACAGUAAGAUAUGUGAGGAGCUGGCGUCUCUGGUGGCAAACUGGAGAGAGGAGUGCAGUGUGGGCGACGUGAUUGUCAGACAUGCCAGUGAGCUAACGAAAGCCUAUCCGCCAUUCGUCAACUUCUUUGAGCAAACCAAGGCAACCAUUGAAGAAUGUGACAGGACCAACACAAGAUUCCAUGCUUUUCUGAUGGUGUGCAAAAAUAAACCAGAGUGCUGCAGGCAGACGUUAAAGGAACUUCUGAUCAGACCUGUUCAGAGGUUACCCAGUGUGGUUCUACUGCUGAAUGAUAUAAAGAAGCAUACCAACAAAAACUUCAGUGACUAUGCAGCUCUUGAAAAGGCUGUUAAUGCUCUUAAUGAAGUUUUAAAACAUAUCAAUGAAGAUAAAAGAAAAACAGAAGGUCAGGUGGCCAUGUUUGAAGUAGUCAAUGAUAUAGAAAACUGUCCGCCAAACCUACUGUCAUCCCACAGGAGUUACAUCACCAAGGUAGAUGUGAUAGACCUUUCCACAGAGCUGAGAGGCAAGGGAGACGCCCUCACACUGUAUCUCUUCUCUGACAGUCUAGAGAUAUGCAGAAGGCGGAGAGCUGGUAACUUCAAGAGCCCCGCGCCCUCCAAGACACCACAAAAGCCGUACAAGCACAUAGAAAUGCUGCCAUUGGCCUCCGUGAAACGCGUGGCUGACAUUACGGAGGGAGAAGACUGCAAGAACGUCUUUUCUCUGAUCUGCCGUAGCAGCCUUGACGCCCGCGAGAAGUUGUACAGUUUUUCCCUGUGUACAGAUGGUGUGAGCAAAGAGGAGUUCUUACAGACCCUUUGUAAGGGUAUAGCUAGCACCACCUGUAAGACAGACUGGGAGAGUCUGUUAGUAUCUCUGGAUGCCAAAAUGUUGGACAUUGCUGCCUCAGACCCAGGCAAGCAGGUCCUGAAGAGGUUUGGGAAGAGAGUCAGCAGAGCAUUUUCCUUCAACAAGACCCCUCGCAAGCUGAAACGCGCACUCUCCAGCAUGAGUCCCUUCGUGAAGGAGAACCACCACGCCCAGGACAAGGAUGGACGCAUGCCGUGUACGCCCAGACAGGAACUGGGAAUGAGGCUGGCGACCUCUGACCUCAAU
Molecule: messenger RNA, 2664 nt
Organism: Lingula anatina
Lineage: Eukaryota; Metazoa; Brachiopoda; Lingulata; Lingulida; Lingulidae
Product: protein ECT2-like
Biological process (GO): intracellular signal transduction; mitotic cytokinesis; regulation of cytokinesis, actomyosin contractile ring assembly
Cellular component (GO): nucleus; cell cortex
Molecular function (GO): GTPase activator activity; guanyl-nucleotide exchange factor activity
Source: RefSeq, a predicted model, not a curated record